Messenger RNA from Onychostoma macrolepis, 1342 nucleotides. RefSeq names its product endonuclease, polyU-specific (gene endou). NCBI's taxonomy places the organism in Eukaryota, Metazoa, Chordata, Actinopteri, Cypriniformes, Cyprinidae. Gene Ontology annotation, molecular function: RNA endonuclease activity. The record is from RefSeq and is a predicted model, not a curated record.
CAGCAAAACGUCACCUUGUGCUUUAUUAUUAAACAUUAGUAGACAACAGAAUGCAUGGGAGGAGUUCCUUAAGCUUUAUUGAUCUGAGAUGGUAUAAAAACCGAACUGAGUCUUAAUCUGUAGUCUGUGCGUCUAGACCGUCUAAAGUCCAUAAUGAAGAUCACCCUCAUCCUCUUUCUCACCAUCACCCUGAUCUCUCAGGGCUACAGUGAUUCUCUGGACUUCUGCUCACUUUCUUGUAAAGGAAGAUGUGGAGAGCCCCGUGAUGCUUCGAACGAUUGCAACUGCGAUUCACAAUGCCAGCAGCACGAGGACUGCUGCGAUGACUAUAAAAAGCAGUGUGGUCGUCGAGCAUUAGCCCGUGUCUCUGACGCUGAGAUCAAGUCUCUGUCUGAGGCGCUGUACAAGUUAGACCAUAACAGGGCCACAGCCUCAGAGCUGGUUAUUGAUCCUCAGACACUGAUCUCUUCAUCUCAGACCGGCUCCGGGAAUGACCACUCAUCUCGCCCAUUGUUCAAGCAAGUGAGUAGUACUUUGCUCUCCAAGCCCACAUAUAAAGCUCUGCUGAAUCUAUUAGACAACUAUAGAAGGGUGACGGGGGAAGCGGAGGAUGUGCCCUCACAGGAAGUGCAGGAGCAGGACACUUUCCUCCAACAGACCAUGAACACUGAUGUUGGCAAGGAGCUUUACAAUUUCCUCCACUCUAAAGGUAUAUACUCAUCACAGAGCGCGUUUAUCCAGGAUCUGAAGAUGAUGUGGUUUGGUCUUUACUCUCGAUCCAGUGGCAAACUGGACUCCAGCGGGUUUGAGCACAUCUUUGCAGGGGAAAUUAAGAAAGGAAAGGUGUCUGGUUUCCACAUGAAUUACUACAGCCACAGUUUUAAUGGCCCUUGGACCACAUAUCCUGAUGUAUUGGGAAUGCAGUUUGAAUGGGAUGGCUAUUUCAAAGAGGUUGGUUCUGCCCUUAUUGGCUCUAGUCCUGAAUUUGAUCUGGCUAUCUACAGUCUCUGCUACAUCACCCGCCCUGGCCAGAAGUGUUAUGUGAGUCUGGGAGGAAAAACUCUGGGCAUUCAGACCUAUACAUGGGACAACAGCAGCUAUGGGGAUGGAAAGAAGUACAUUGCCUCUGCUUACCCUGCCACACCAUGAUUCCCUGUCAUCUGAACAUCAGUAUCAACAGACUCACAACCAAAACAACUCAUAUGUAAUCUUCAUUUUUUCUUGGUUGUUGAUGUUGGACCAAAUAAAACACAAGAAUAGAAAAACACCCUUCCCGUCUGUAUUUUUACUAAUACAUAAUAUUCUUUCACACUCUCAUUAGCUACAACUGUCAAAAUGUACA